CACGCAGGUAGGCUCCUUGUAGCGCGCGGGCUGCAGACAUCUAUAGUUUCUGCGGUUUUGUAAAACUUUGCUGUAGUUGGGUGGAAGAGAAGAGCAUCAUUGGUUUGUUUGGACUGGGAAGGAAGGAAGUUUCUUGCAGGAAAAACAAUGACAGGGCUAUAAUUAUCAACAAGUGCUUUUUUUUUUGGUUUCUUCCGAUCUCACGGGUCGGUUUGAAGAAGGGAUUCCGCGGGUUGUCUAAAAACAUGGAGGAAUGGUGCUGAAAACGUUAUUAUUCAGUUUUUUGAACUCUGGUACAGCGUAUGAACUUAUGCACUCUUCAGCUCGCACAUUGAGCUGUUUGAAUUAGUUUAGUCGAAUCAAUAUUUAUGCGUUUGGGACCGCUCGGAGCCAUCUGCACUCUUCCUGUUGAAGGUUUAGGACUGGGGUAGUGAUGGAGGACAUCGACCUCGAGCAGCAGGAGCCGUUUCCUGUGGACCGGGAUGGGAGACGGCUCAGGAGUGAAGCAGACCAGCCUGAUGAUGACAGAGAGAUGGGAUGUUGUGAGAAGUUCCAGGAGUCUAUCUCCAAAUGGAUGCUUCCAGAAGACUCUCGCAGCAAAUAUAUGGAACGGACCAACUGCUGCCCGCCUCCCAUCUUCAUCAUCCUCAUCAGUAUUGGAGAGUUGGCAGUGUUUAUCUACUAUGCUGUGUGGAAGCCUCAGAAGCAGUGGGUGACCCUGGAUGAAGGCAUCUGGAACAGCCCCCUUACAUACAAGCCUGAGCGCAGGCAGGAAGCAUGGCGGUUUAUCUCCUACAUGUUUGUCCACGCCGGUGUGCAGCACAUUUUAGGCAACCUGGUGAUGCAGCUGCUGCUGGGCAUCCCGCUGGAACUGGUCCACAAAGGAUUUGAAGUGGGAAUGGUUUACCUCGCAGGCGUCCUGGCAGGGUCUUUGGCCAGCUCCAUCUUUGAUCCUGUCAGUGCUUUGGUGGGAGCUUCUGGGGGUGUUUAUGCCCUAAUAGGAGGCUAUUUUAUGAACGCAGUGGUGAAUUUCCGAGAGAUGAUUCCUCUCCUUGGAGUGUUUCGUAUCCUCGCCAUAGUGAUAAUUGUUGGCACAGAUUUUGGAUUUGCUUUCUAUAGAAGAUUUGUCAAUGACGAGGAUGGGUUGAAGGUGUCCUUUGUGGCUCAUUUUGGAGGAAUUGUGGCUGGAAUGACCAUCGGCUACGUCUUCUUCAGCGCUUUCAACAAGAAGCUACUGAAAGACCCACGUUUCUGGCUGUGUAUAGUGGGCUAUGUAGUCUUUGUGCUCUUUGCUGUGCUAUUCAACAUCUUCCUGUCCCCAGCAUCAUAGGACCAUAAAGCUGCACUCACCAACACUAAAAGCCUUAAUGUCACACUCAGGAAGCCUUUUUUUUUAACUGAUGUGUUUCACAGCAAAGCUGCAUUUCAGGGACUUUGUGAAUGUGGUGCACAAGUAUUUUUCUACCAGAUUUCCCUUUUUUUUUAGAGCUGAAUUUGUGAGUAAUGGUAACGGGUAAAGGGUGCCUUCUGCUGUUGAUGUGUAACAUUGCAGAAGGUGUAUUUUACAUUUUAGACAAUGUUGAUGAAAACGUGCCUUUUAAAAAGUGAAUAAUUUAGAACUGAAAUAAAUGUUAUCCAUACCCCUAAUGUGUUGUCACUCACAAUAUUUUUCUUAUUCCAGAUAUGAUCUUUGUGUUUGAGUAUUUUGUUUGUUUGUUAGUUUUUAGAUCUUUUUGUACUUUUAUGAUAAUCAAGAAAUUAAUGAUGAAUAACACACUGGUCCUAUUUCAUGUAAUUUUUCUUAAAUAAGAAAUAAUGCCCUGAGUGUUUAAUUGAAUCAUGUAUGCUCCUCUGUGCUGUCGCUAAUUCUUUUGAAUCAUCAUGGACUCUUAUGGACUUUCAGUAUACAUAAAAUGUGCCUCAAACGUGGUAAAAUCCCUCAUCGCAUUAAACACCAAAUUUGAUGAAGACAUGUUGUUUGGCUGUAUGAGAGGACUAACAAGAAGAAAGAGUUUAUAAAGAAGUUGCCCCUUCCUUUUGUAAGCAGAUGAGUUUGCCAUCAGGCCUUGGCUUAAUGCUAGUUAUUGUUUCAGUCACAUCCUGUUGACAGGACGUGGCUAAUUACAGAGUUUGAGUUUGAGUUACACAAACUGUUGAUUCAUUUUUCUGUCAUACUUACUGUGUUUUAACCUUGGAAAUACAAAACCUGGGCUUCAAACAUGAACAUCCAGCUUUUGGAAACACCAUCUAAAAAUAAACAGUGGUUGAUUUCGUACAAUACCCCUGUUUAACUGUAGGGAAACUGUUGAACAUUGUGUAACAAGUGUAACUUAUAGUUUAAUGACAGUACUUUUUCUAUUCCAUAAGUCUAUAAAUGAAAACUCUUAUUAUUGCUGUUUUACAUGCGUGAGAAGGGCAUCGGGUGCUGACUGUAAUUCAGAAACAGAUCUUAUUUUAGAAAACGUACUUCAUUUAUCUGAGAUUACAGGUAAACUAUGACCAAACAGAGACACUUGGUUUUGCUUUUCCACAGCUCAAUAUUUAAAGUAUUUUUAAUAAACCUUGAUGUUUUUUAAUGUAUUUGUUUUUUUUUUUUUGUCCAAUUGAAUCUGAACUUUUGCAGAAACAGGGCAAGAGUAAUGACUUUGUCUGAUGAAUAUAUACAGGAUUAAAAGUAAAGACUAUA
This is a messenger RNA of Siniperca chuatsi (mandarin fish), 2686 nucleotides long. It is a transcript of the gene rhbdl2, whose product is annotated as rhomboid, veinlet-like 2 (Drosophila). Lineage: Eukaryota; Metazoa; Chordata; Actinopteri; Centrarchiformes; Sinipercidae. Gene Ontology annotation, molecular function: serine-type endopeptidase activity. The transcript is spliced from 8 exons. Bases 434 to 1330 code for a protein of 298 amino acids. Gene Ontology annotation, cellular component: membrane. The record is from RefSeq and is a predicted model, not a curated record.